Molecule: messenger RNA, 1567 nt
Organism: Gordionus sp. m RMFG-2023
Lineage: Eukaryota; Metazoa; Nematomorpha; Gordioida; Chordodea; Parachordodidae
Product: nuclear nucleic acid-binding protein C1D-like
Exons: 3
Coding region: 69-455 (128 amino acids)
Biological process (GO): regulation of gene expression; maturation of 5.8S rRNA
Cellular component (GO): exosome (RNase complex); nucleolus
Molecular function (GO): RNA binding; DNA binding
Source: RefSeq, a predicted model, not a curated record
UCGUUCCAUUUUGAUAAAACUCCAAUAUAUUUUCAAUUUUCAAAAACGGUUAUAAUUAACAGAAUUUAAUGAAUUUUGUUCUACAAAUUGAUGAUGCUAUUAAAAAACUCGAUUUACAAAUCACUGACCUGAAAGGUAUAAUCCAACCCUUGCAAAAAGCUUAUAACGAAAAUAAUAUCAAAUGGUCAGCAAUUGAAAGAGCUAACUAUAAUGUUGCAAUCAUAUACCUAAUCAAUUCCUUGUUCUUUAUGUACAUGAAAUUAAAUAGUCAAGAUAUUGAUGCCUCAGGGAUAAAACAGGAAUUGGAAAGGAUAAAGGAAUGUUUAAAAGAAUUGCGGGAAACAGAAGAAAAACUUGGAUUAACUGUUAAACCACCACACCCAACUCUUAAUGUUCCUUUGGCUAAAAGCUAUAUCAAAAAUGCAUUAUUUGAUGUUAAUGAUAUUAAUAAAUAAUUUUUUAUUAAAAUGUAUAUAAAAUUAAUUUAUAAUUUUAAUUUAUAUUACACUACUUAAAAUUAAAUUGCUCCUCUCAUAACCCUUAAAUGCAACAUGAAUUUGCAAAAAGUCUUAUAAUUCUUAACCUCAUAGAAAUGAAGACUAACAACGAUAGUUGGAUAAUGGCUAAAUUCUGGGUAAUUUAGCUUAUCUACAGGCACAUUAUGAGAGAAAUUCUGUUAACAUAAUGUUUUAAUUCAUAUUUUUCUUUCAAAUUUGAGCUACUAUAUUUUAAGAAAAACUCCAAAGUCAAAAUGAUAGUUUUUGACUGGCUAAAAAUAUAGUAAUUUUACAACUAUACUAACACUUAGUGGAUUUGAGCUGAUUUUUAAAACAUCAAACUCAGUAUUUUAUCCAGAAAAAUAUUAAGAUUCUGCUCAUAGGGCACAAAGGUCUAGACAUCUAUUAAAGAAAUCUCAAGGUUUAGGCUUUUCUGACUAAAAUAUUGAGUUAGCCAUAUUUAAAGAUUGGCUUAAAACAAGUCAUUUAACUACAUUACUAACAACUAUAAAUGUCAAUAACUCCAAAAUUAGAUAUUUUUUUUCAAGGUUUUUAUUUUAUAAUAUUUAUAAAUCAUAAAACAUCAAGUUAUAUUUUGCCAUAAAAUUAUUUAAAUAUUUAUGAUAUUUUGCAACUGAUACAAAAAUUUAUUCAAUGUUUGUGCUAAAUUUUUUUGUUGUAUUUGCAGACAUUUGUCAUACUUUAUAUUUGCAAAAGACAAAGUUUGCAAAUAAUAGUCCAUAAUUAUUUAUUAGAACUUCCCCUUUUAUCCUGGCUAUUGCUCUUAAGGGCAUCUUUUAUACAUUUGCACAAAGAGACCUUUUAAUGCUAUAAAUAUUAUAAUCUCCUCAUAUUCUAUUUGUUUAAAUUGUAUGGGCAGGAGUUAUGUUUAUAUUAUUAUCAAUGUAUUAAUAAUAAGCAAUAUCUACCAUUCCAAAAAAAAAAUAUGUACAGACCAGUAUAGAUGAUAAAUAAGGAGCAAAAACGUUGACAAAACUGAAUUGAAAACUGAAUUAUUUAGAAUAAACAAAUUGUUUAUUUUUGAUAUGAAACAUAUUUUUUAUUCUUAU